CAGCAGUGCCAAAUUGGUCCAUUCAGAACGAAACCAAUACCGAGGGAGAUAAGAAGUGUUUUCAUUUUUAUUAAGUCGACGUUAUAUCGAUAAGCGCUUUAAACAGCUAUAUAAAAAUAUGUCGUAUAACCGUAUGAAAACGCCCAAAGAUUCAGAGCCACUCAACAAUGAAGAGCGCUAUCCACCGAUACCAUUGCCUGGGCCACCGCCAGCCGGCCCGGAAACAAAGAACACGGAAAAUCUGAACAAUCCAAAUGCAGUUGGCAGGGGGGAAACUAUGAAUGCGGCACCGUUUUUGGAGAGCGGGCAAAUUAUAAUGCACAGUACACCUGGAUUUGUUGGUGCCGAUGCAGAUAGCUUGGAGGCAAAGAAUAUCAUCUUCAAUGAUCAAAGCAUACGCAAGGGCUUUAUACGAAAAGUAUACCUUAUUCUCUUGACACAAUUGCUCGUCACUUGUGGUGUGAUAUCCAUUUUUAUGUAUCACGUGCCCACCAAGCACUUUGUCCGGGAAAACCCGAUGGUGGUGUGCGUCGCCAUGAUCGUCAACAUUGUGGUCCUGAUCUCGAUGGCCUGCUGUGAGACGGCUCGGCGCAACUUUCCCAUUAAUUUUAUUUGUCUGGGCCUAUUUACGGCUACCAUGUCGCUACUGCUGGGCGCCGUGGCCAGUACUAUGGACGCAAAUGUGGUGCUACUGGCGGUGGGAAUAACUGCGGUAUUGGUUGUGGCUCUGUCCAUAUUUGCCAUACAAACCAAAUAUGAUUUCACAGCCUGGGGCGGCGUCCUAAUCACGGUGGUAAUCUGUUUGUUGAUCCUUGCCUUUGCGGGUGCAUUUUUGCGUGGAACCUUCGGUGAGACGGCGGUGUCAUGCCUUGGUGCUCUGCUGGCCAGUUUCCUGCUAAUCUAUGAUACACAAUUGAUAAUUGGCGGCACACAUAAGUAUCAGUUUAAUCCGGAGGAUUAUAUAUUCGCGGCAUUAACUUUGUAUUUAGAUGUUGUGCGCAUUUUCUUGUAUGUGUUGCGUCUGGCCAGAAGGUAAAUGAUUCUCCUCCGUUUUCCUCAUAAAUAUUGCACAUUGCUUGACAUUAUGAAUCGAAUCGAACACAACUGAGUGUAUAUCUAUGUGAAUUUAUUAUUAAUUGUAUACAGGAUUUCUUAAAAGUUUAUUUACAAAAACGAAUUCCAAAAUAUUUUAGACAAGACUCCUAUAAAUGUAAAAAAAAACCCUUUAAGUUAAGCAAAACAUAAAGGCCAUCAAAUGGCAAGCCAAAAUGAACAUUCAGAUGAAAAAUAAAUAUUGUAAGCCGAUAUUGAAUGGUUUAUAACCAAACGCUUAAACAGACUCACGGCCUAAUA
Drosophila montana is the source of this 1353-nucleotide messenger RNA. Its product is annotated as protein lifeguard 1. The coding region runs from base 119 to 1036 and encodes 305 amino acids. NCBI's taxonomy places the organism in Eukaryota, Metazoa, Arthropoda, Insecta, Diptera, Drosophilidae. The record is from RefSeq and is a predicted model, not a curated record. The transcript has 3 exons.